CUCAGGAAUAAACUUUCCAACCGUCAAACCGGAACAUGAGCCGAUGUGGAGUAAAAUAUAUCAUGCAUGGUUCAAAGAAAUGUUUGACUUUACAGCGCCGGAAUCUCCUAAAACAGAAUGCUAAAAUAUGACUUAACAAAGAUGAAAAUGACAAGGACAGUCUUAAAAUAAAAUACACCUGAAUUCGCCAUCUUGGAAAAUAUAAGGAGUGCCCGGAAGUCGCGAUCCGGUGACUCUUUCCAUGUUGUGAUAUUUGAUUUGGGCAAAAAUCUGAAUUUUGACGGACUUAAUAUAGUGCGAAAACGUAAACAUACUUUUGUAUGACUUGAAGACAAACAUGUUCAUUGUGUAAACACACAUAUUUCAACCGAUAAAAUUGCAACGUGGCACAUAUGGUUAUGCAUAGUAUCAUAUUAUUUGUAAUAUGAAUCUGUUAUUCAGGAUAAUAUUACAAUAAAUUAAAAUGUAACCCCUGUGAUAAUCAUAUAGUGUUGGUGCAUAGACCGUCAUUUACUAGUUUUUAGUAUAUCAUAUUGGAUUUUACCAUUUACGGAUAAAAACAAAUCGCGUUUCGUCUAUUAGAGGAGUGUACUGCAUAAUUAUUAAAGAAAUUGGAAUGUGUAUUAUAACUAUGACACAGUUUUCAUGUCUGGAAUGUUUCAUUACUACUAAGGUAGAAGAACAAGAAGUCAAAUAGCGGAUUUGUUAUAUAGGCUAUGUCGACAUGGAUGAUAAUUACUGCUGGAUUUCUUGUCCAUGCAAUCGUAUUUAUCAGCAUAUUUGACAUUUAUUUCACUACACCAAUAAUCAGCGGCCUUCCAUCACACUCCUCCCCACGUCCGCCGCCGGCAAAGCGCCUGGUAUUUAUAGUCGCUGAUGGGUUAAGGGCGGACAAGACUCUUAUGCUGCAGCCGGAUGGAAGCACACCAGCCCCAUUUCUCAGAAACAUAGCAGAGAAUGAUGGAACUUGGGGCGUGUCUACAGCUGGUAUUCCAACAGCAACAAGGCCUGGUCAUGUUGCCAUGACAGCAGGUUUCUAUGAGGAUCCAACUUCUGUAGCUAAAGAUGUUCGUGGUGGGAAAAUCUAUUUCGAUACCAUAUUUCAAGAAACGACAUAUACAUGGACGUGGGAUACACCGAAGUUCUUGGAGAAAGUUGCAGAAGAUCACCCAGAGACGAUAUUUUCAGAACACUUUCCGGGCGAAAGAAAGUAUCUCUCUGGUAUAAAUCCAAAAGACAUGGACAGUUGGGUAUUCGAUGAAGUAACAAACUUUUUGAAAAGCGCCAAGACGGAUGCUGAUUUGAAGAAGAAAAUGAACAAGGACAAAAUUUUGUUUUUCCUUCAUCUUGGAGGUAUUGAUCAUGCAGGAUAUAUAGUCCGGCCAAAUUCUCCGGAAUAUCUGCAACAUGUGACUUUCCUAGACGAAGGUGUAAAAGAUAUUGUCGGAAAGUUUGAGGAUUUUUUCGGUCACGACGGCAAUACAGCAUACGUGUUUACUUCUGACCACGGCAUGACGAACUGGGGAGCACACGGAGACGGUAUGCCCGAUGAAAUUCAUUGUCCUUUGCUUGUCUGGGGUGCAGGAAUAAGAAAAGCUCUACCUGAGGAUAAUCUAAACAGAUAUGAUGACACACUCUCCCAAGAUUGGUCGCUGACGGAAUGGAAACGGUCAAACUUAGAACAGCCGAGUUUAGCAGCUCUGAUGUCAGCGAUCAUCGGAAUACCAUUUCCCAAAAAUGCAGUUUAUCCAUUUCCGGAUGGAUUUUUCGAUGUCGCUGAACAAGAUGAGUUUGAGAUACUGUAUGCUAACCUAAAACAACUUCUGGAGAACUUUCAAGCAUUUGAAAGAUAUACACACGUUGGACCAUUUGCCUUCAGCUUCCGUUCUUAUGGGUCUUUGUCGGGUUCCUUAAUUAGGUCUUUACAUACAGACAUCCAGGCGCUUAAUGUAUCUGGUAACUAUGCAUCAGCUAUAGCUUUGACAAAACAGAAGAUAGAAUUAACAGUACAAGGUCUCCAACAUUAUCGACUCUACAGUAAAACUCCGUUGUGGCUAGCAACAUUUAGCAGUUGUAUCGGAUGGAUUUGUUUUUGUGCUCUGGUGUUGAUUCAGCAACAUGAAAACUGGGAGGAUAUCAAAGUGACGACACCAGUCAUGGCAAAUACAAAACAUAUCAUUAUCCAGAUUGCCGUAGCCUUAGCAGUGUUUGAUCUCAUUUUUCUCUAUGCUCAAUCAACGCCUGUGACACAAUGUGUACAUUUUCUCCUGCCAAUACCGAUAUGGACAGCGGCUGUUAUCAAGUGGUAUGAAAUUGGCAAUUUACUUUCCAUCAUCAAACGCCAGAAACAGUUACUUCCGGUGGCGAUUCUCUGUGUCUUAUGCAUCAUUCUAAUUAUUAUGUCUAUGUACCACCGCUUCCUUCUAGGAGUUACAGCAGUAUUGUUUGCUCUUGUUACAAUUAAUGGAAACAAAACAGAAUUAGAUAAGAACCUCAGAUAUCAAUGGUUGCUUUCUACCCUUGGAAUUGCUGCUUUGGUUGCUAAACCACUGGGUGAUCGAGAUUUACAUUAUAAUUUAGUAAUUGUCAGUGGUGUUGCUGCAACAAUAUCCAGUAUAGCUUUCCAUUAUCACCUAGAGGGUUCUGCAGUGAAGGGGCGAUUGUCUCGACAUUUUGGCAGGCGGUUCGCCAUUUUUCAGAUUGUGAAGAUAGCCCUGGCGACUGGUAUUCUUUACUACUCCUCAUACCUGACUGAGAACAACAUCAGAACACCUCUCAGUGUUCAAAUCCCGAGUUGGGUUAUUUUCUUUGUUUCAUUAUUUGAACCUAUUGUUGUCAACACAGAUAUACAAAGUCGCCUUGUAGCUAUGUCUUUUGGAUAUGUGGCUCCCUUUAUACUUCUGAGCAUAGGCCAAGAGACACUUUGCUACAUCUUCCUAGUUUGGAAUCUUUACCUUUAUGUAGAGGUAGAAAGGAACCUCACAAAGUCUCAGCCAAUAUUUUUACCAAGGACAUCCGAUGAGUCAAACAACAGAGUUCCAAAUAAGUCGGUUUCAAACGGGAAAAGUUUCCCAAAUGGUCACACAACGGUGAAACAUCACAAACACACGAAAUCAAACGAUUAUCUUAUGUUUCAGCAAACUGUCACUGAGUGGCAGAAUCUCGACUUAGCCAAAGCAAAUGAAAAUGAAACACGAUGUAAAAGAGUACUCACAUCGGGAGAUCUUAGAAGAGCAUUGUUCAGCCUUUUGUGUAUAUUUUCGGGUCUGUGCGGGAGCGGGAAUAUUCUUAGUAUAAACAGGUAUGGGCUAUAUGUUUAAAAGGUAUGUAAAACAUAUUCAACAGACUGCAUGAAGCAAGACACGCUCUCAAAAAUGAUAAUGAUUUAAUAAUUAGAACAUUGACCAAAAAAAGGGUAUUGCAUUCGUAUCUGUUAAAUUACUCGCAUAAAAUCUGGUAUGGGAUCGCAUUCAAUGUCGCAAAAGGAUACUGUAGGACAGCAAAAACGUUUCAGCAUUACGAAAGGAAUAAGUUGUCAUUGAUUAGCGCUAUCACCGUGACGGUUCUAGGUUGUUUUCUAGAUCCAGCUAAAAUAGUUUAAAAAGGA
Mercenaria mercenaria is the source of this 3607-nucleotide messenger RNA. Its product is annotated as GPI ethanolamine phosphate transferase 1-like. Gene Ontology annotation, cellular component: endoplasmic reticulum membrane. Lineage: Eukaryota; Metazoa; Mollusca; Bivalvia; Venerida; Veneridae. The transcript has 24 exons. Gene Ontology annotation, molecular function: mannose-ethanolamine phosphotransferase activity. The record is from RefSeq and is a predicted model, not a curated record. Bases 717 to 3320 code for a protein of 867 amino acids. Gene Ontology annotation, biological process: GPI anchor biosynthetic process.